CCCUUUAAGUGAUUUAUGCAACAGCAUCUCCCGGUACCUCAGUCUACCUCAGUCAGCACCAUGGACAGCGACCCCGCCAGCUCUCCGGCCGCCUCCUGCGCACCCAGCGGGCCCCGAGGGGCAGGGCACGCUCCUUCAGUAACGACGACCAGCUAAUAUCUCCCAUCAUGUUACUGCGGCACUGACAGCUGAACCGUAGAAAGCAGGAUGCGGGAUUUCCCAUAGAAACACCCUCGCGUAUUGUUUUUCUUGUCUUAACCCGUUUCCCAGCAGCUGGAAGGUACAGAUGCUCUUUUUUGGCCGAUCACCGGCUCUAAAUGCCUCUAAACGACAGCAGAUGUGACGAGUCUCAUUUGAGGGUCGCUGUGGAGCAAAGGUGGUGAAAUCUCUCGCUCUUCCUCCUCCUUCACGCCCUGUCAUCACUACCAGUAGCUGCCCAGCACCAUGUCUUCUCCACCAUCGGCUGCGACAGCGAGUGAAAGCAGCACCACCACCGUUUUCGAGGAGGACACCAGACAGGAGCAAAGACCGCUGAAGCAAUCUCUAAGCAAGUCCUUAUGUCGGGAGAGUUUCUGGAAAUGCCUACUCCUGUCCGUUCUCAUGUAUGGCUGCAUGGGAGCCAUGGUUUGGUGUCACAUCACCAAAGUGACUCGUUUCACCUUCGACAGUGCCUUAAAAGGAAAAUCCAAGAUGUACCAUGACAGCCCCUGUUCUGAUGGCUACAUCUACAUUCCCUUGGCCCUACUGGGCAUCCUCUAUUUAGUCUACCUGUUGGAGUGCUGGCACUGUCACGUGAAGAAUGAGUUGCUGCACAAAAUGGACGUGGAGGGCAUCUAUGAGCACAUCAAGAAGAUGCAGCAGGCUAAGCCCUGCAUCUGGUGGAAGGCCUUCAGCUAUCACUAUGUGCGGCGAACUCGACAAGUCACGCGCUACCGCCGUUAUACUUGCACCCAGGUUUACCAUGAGCGCCUCGACUCCCACGUGGCAGAAGCAGAAUUUGACUACAGCCACUGUGGUGUCAAAGAUGUUUCCAAACAGCUGCUGGGCUUGGAGAAGUCUGUGCUUACAAAGAUGCGCUUGACUAAGUGCUUCAGUUUUGCCAACGUGGAGUCCGAGAAUUCUUAUCUCACACAAAGGGCAAGGUUUUUCACCGACAACGAGGGCCUGGAUGACUACAUGGAAGCCAGAGAAGACAUGAAUCUAAAGAACAAUGACCUGAAGGAGUAUGUCUUGGUGCUCUGCAACCCAAAGCACCACCCUUGGUAUCUGUCCCACUACGUCUUCUGGUUUGCCUCCUUCCUCACGUUCUCCUGGCCUCUCAGAGUCUUCACGGAGUAUCGCACUGCAUACGUCCACUAUCGCGUUGAGAAGGUCUUCGGGCAUGAUUACCGACCUGUGUCGCCAUGUGUUGAUCGACGAUACUGGUGUCGUAUCCCUCGAGUUAAAAGCACUGAUGUUACAGAACUGGAGUGGCACAUUUGCUCCAACCAGCAGCUGCUUACCCAGAGGCUGACCUCAUGGAUCUGGCCCAGCGACCGUCCAACUUCAGCGAGAUUCAUCAGAACUGUGAGUGCUGCCACAGAGUCAUCAUCUGAUCCUCAGUGUUCUUUAGAAGCCCCCUCAGCAUCUGCACUUGUGCCAACAUUCCUUUAAAGGAUCCCAACAUCGACUUUGUUGUAGUUUUGUCACCGUCAAGAAUCCUUUUCUGUAAUUUUAUGUUUCUUUAGCCUUCAGGUGACCUGUGUGGAGUCAUUUAUGACCCCAGCCUUAUAUUUAUAUGUGCCUUUGUGAUAUUUUUGACCAUAGAACUAUUUCUUGCCAGGAUUUUUUCCACCUUCUUCUUAUUUUAUCGUUAUAGGCUUUGAUUUUAUUGUGGUUUGUGACUUGUUGGUAAUAAUGUCAUAUUUACGAGUCCAAUUUUGACCAUUAUUAUUUUUAGAUAUUUUAGUAAUCUGGGAAUUUUGAGUGUUUCUGCUAAAAGAAUCAUAUAACACAUUAACACGCAGAUUGAGUUUGAGCCUGGGAGUAACAAAAGAUGAAAAACAAACCUCCUGACUGUGAUAACUUCACUGUAAUUUGUCGGUGAUCAAAGUAUUAUUGAGUCACCAUUUCAUAGUUUGGUGUUAAAUGAUACAUAAUCUGCUUAAAAGUAUAUUACAUAUACUUACAUACAUAUUUUUCUAGUGUUAUUGAAACAAAGAAAAUUUGUUUUGUGAGAAAAAUUAUAGGAUUGUCUAAAUAAAGUGUCAUUUUAUUUGUGCAACUCCUCUUUGCAGUGAAAAUAGUAAUAGACGAGUUAUUUGAGGGUUAAAAUGAAGUCUAUUUUACUAAAGACUGAUGCUCAGUUACAUUUAUACAGUAUCAAGUAAAGAAAUAAUGUACUGAAAUGCUGUUAAAUGUGCUGUUACAUUUUAAUAGCACAUUUAGUCAUUUAGUAACACCACAACCCUUCCAAAUGACCCAUAAGAUUUUCCAACAUCCUGCUGAACUGAUGUUCUCCUUGUUUCAGUAAAGAGAAAUUAGAACCAAACAGCUGAACAGGCAGCUUUAGAUCAUACAUAACACAAACAUUACUUUUGUUGUGAGUUGUAAGUUUAAUUGUGACCCAGAAUGUGAUAUAAUUUUGAUGUUUCAUGUAUCCCAAUUAUGUGAAAAAUGUGCUUUUUGGUAAUAAUGCCAGCAUUAAAUGUGCUUCAUAUCAUGUAUGACACAUGACUCGCACACAGGAUGAGCUCUACUUACAAAUAUCUUUAUUAGACUUAAAGAAAUAAGAGUUUUCAUGCAGUAGAUUUGAUGCUUGAUGGUUUCUGGAAACUUUUGCUCCCGUGUUCACUACAUUUCUUGAACGCUUAUUGAGGUUCUUGAAAACAUUUUACACAU
Maylandia zebra (zebra mbuna) is the source of this 2880-nucleotide messenger RNA. RefSeq names its product transmembrane protein 151B. Lineage: Eukaryota; Metazoa; Chordata; Actinopteri; Cichliformes; Cichlidae. The record is from RefSeq and is a predicted model, not a curated record.